CCUGGCACCACCAUUGCUCCAUCCAUCACAGCUUCACUUAACACCACUACACCAUCAACAGCUCACCACCCCCCACUGCUCUUCUGUCCUGCAAUGGCUGCUCCACGCCUCGCCCUGGUGGUCGCGACGACGGUGGCGGUCCUGGCGGCGCUGCUGCUGGCGUCCUCGGAGCCGGCAUCGGCGGCGGUGAGCUGCAGCGACGUGACAUCCUCGGUGGCGCCGUGCCUCGGGUACGCGAUGGGCACCACGGCGUUCCCCUCCCCGGCGUGCUGCACCGGGGUGCGCUCGCUCAACAGCCGCGCGUCGUCGACGGCCGACCGCCAGGCCACCUGCGCCUGCCUCAAGAGCAUGACGAGCAGGCUCGGCGGCGGCGGCGGCGUCAGCAUGGGUAACGCCGCCAGCAUCCCCUCCAAGUGCGGCGUCUCCGUCGGCGUGCCCAUUAGUCCCAACGUCGACUGCUCCAAGAUCAACUGAUGAUCGAUCAUAAGGACAUGCAUGAGGCAUGCUCGUUGGAUGGCGAUCAGCAUGCAGUCGUCGUUGUUUUACCAGAUGUCGUCCAUGACUCCCUCCAUGGAUGAUGCAUGCAAUGAGAUAGAUACAUAAAUUAAGGAGUAGAUCAUGCAUGCACCGUACCUGUUAGUGAUCACUCCGUUUAAUUAGUAUUUACUGUUUACUACCUUGAGUUUACACCAACUCUGUCGUCGCUGUGGCUGUCGUCGUGUACCUCGAUCGUACGUGUGUGUGUGUGUAGCAGGCUAGCAAAGCAGCACUCAACGUCGUCCUUGGGGGUUUGCUUGCCUUUAACCUUGUUGCUUUAGCACACAGGUUUCCUGAAUAAUGAAUACUACUAGCUUUUGUGUCCAUUAUAUAUUGUACUGUAUGCAUGAUGUUUUC
Molecule: messenger RNA, 894 nt
Organism: Sorghum bicolor (sorghum)
Lineage: Eukaryota; Viridiplantae; Streptophyta; Magnoliopsida; Poales; Poaceae
Product: non-specific lipid-transfer protein 3
Exons: 2
Coding region: 94-474 (126 amino acids)
Biological process (GO): lipid transport
Cellular component (GO): membrane
Molecular function (GO): lipid binding
Source: RefSeq, a predicted model, not a curated record